UCGGUCAAAUUAAACAAGAAGAGCGGCAGAGCACCCAGCGUCCUCCACCGACAAUCCGGCCCACCGCGGCACAAGAACCCCCCAACCAUCACCACUCGAUCUCCAACGCCCCCCUCCCGCGCCGGUGGCAGCGACCGGCCCCCGCCGGCGCUCCGGCCAGGCGGCACCCACCUCACGCUUCCCUCCGCCUCCAGCUCCGUCCCCGGCCGCCGCCGCCACCUCUCCCCGCCCCCGCCCCGGCCGUCCCGUCGUCAGCGGAGCAGAUUUUUUUUUUAAAAAAACCCUGUCCGUACCGAUGAUAUUUUACUUGUCACCGCCCUACCCUCGCUAGAAACCUUUCUUUUUCUGCCGUCACAUCACCUUUCACUGCACACUGUCUCCCCCAAUUCACUAGCAGCCCUGCACUGUGCCGCGGCGCCCCCUCCAACCUCGCCGCCAAUUAAUACUCACCCCCACCCUCGCAUCCGGCCCUCCCCCUCCUCCUCCCCAAGCUCGCACGCCGUGAGCGAGCCAGCAGCGAGCGAGCUCGAUCCGCCGUCUGCCCCGCGUGCGGUCUCUCCGGCGAUCUUGGAGGCGGCGCUAGCUAGCUGCUCCGGGCUGGCUGGCUGGCCGGCCGGCCGGGGGCUCUCGAAGGAGACGAGGGCGCGAGCCAAGUGAAGUGAGGCGAGAUGGACCUGGUGCCGCACCCGGACAGCCCGCACUCCGACAACAGCGGCGGCGGCGGCGGGGCCUCGGCGGCCGGGGCGCUGUCGCCGGUGGCGUCGUCAGCGGGCGCGGCGUCGGCGCUGGCGUCGCCGAGCCGGUACGAGUCGCAGAAGCGCCGGGACUGGAACACGUUCGGGCAGUACCUGCGGAACCACCGCCCGCCGCUGUCCCUGGCGCGGUGCAGCGGCGCGCACGUGCUCGAGUUCCUGCGCUACCUCGACCAGUUCGGCAAGACCAAGGUGCACACCCCGGCCUGCCCCUUCUUCGGCCACCCGGCGCCGCCGGCGCCCUGCCCGUGCCCGCUCCGCCAGGCCUGGGGCAGCCUCGACGCGCUCGUCGGCAGGCUGCGCGCCGCCUACGAGGAGAACGGCGGCCGGCCCGAGAACAACCCCUUCGGAGCGCGCGCCGUCAGGCUCUACCUCCGGGAGGUCCGGGACCACCAGUCCCGCGCGCGCGGCGUCAGCUACGAGAAGAAGAAGCGCAAGAAGGCCCCGGCGCACCCCAUCCCCGCCGCCGUCAUCUCCUCCUCCUCCUCCCACGACGGCAACGGCCACUCCCACCACUACGAGCACCAGAUGCCGCCGCCUCCGCCGCCCGGCGCCGCGGCCUGACCGCCCUCGACCGAGAAACGCCGGAGCUGCUCGCGCGGCCGCGCCCGCCCCCCAUGUAUGCUACCGCAUGCGCUACUCGAUCGUCUUCCUGCUCGGUCUCUCGCUCUCUAGGUAGCCGAAGCUUCUCAUCUACUAUUACCAUCGCCU
Messenger RNA from Panicum hallii, 1463 nucleotides. RefSeq names its product protein G1-like5. The transcript has 2 exons. Bases 669 to 1316 code for a protein of 215 amino acids. The record is from RefSeq and is a predicted model, not a curated record. Gene Ontology annotation, biological process: response to light stimulus; mRNA transcription. Lineage: Eukaryota; Viridiplantae; Streptophyta; Magnoliopsida; Poales; Poaceae. Gene Ontology annotation, cellular component: nucleus.